Messenger RNA from Trichoderma asperellum CBS 433.97, 1449 nucleotides. RefSeq lists its product as uncharacterized. NCBI's taxonomy places the organism in Eukaryota, Fungi, Ascomycota, Sordariomycetes, Hypocreales, Hypocreaceae. The record is from RefSeq and is a predicted model, not a curated record.
GACCAAGUUCUAUAUGUUUGCUUGCUGCUGGGCUAUAGAUAUUCUUUCUCCUUUGCUGAUACAAAGAUUGCCUGGCGUUUACUGCUGGGUAUCUUAUUGAGAAGGGUGCACUGCAAUUUGCAAGGGGGAAGUUCAGGCUUUUGAUUAAGGGGAUACUAUUUCUACAGUAGUGGGCUAGGUCACACCCCCACCCGCCACCAACUUAGCUUGGGGCCAUUUUCCCUCACUGUACGGAGUAUUUUCAGAUCUGAUUGCAACAGCGCCUUUGCUUACCCACGCGAUUGCACCGCCUGAUCCCUGGGCGGGCAGCCCCUAUGGACUCCUGUGUAAAUUCACUCAGAUUUCCCAACGCUGCGCUAGAGGGAUCGCCCUCCGAGUCUCAGGCCUCAGUUCAUCCUCGCAAUGGAGAGCCGUCUAAUCCUAAUCCGAUCCCAGGCAUCAAACCCGACUUUAUGAGAGCGUCUGCCGACAAGGAACCGACCCCCAGAGAUGAGGCAGAGGCGUCGGCCACCCAUGUGCGUGCCUUGGCAGCCGUCGCACAGCAGCAGAAGACCCGGCGACGCAGGGGAUCUCUCAGAAAGGUGGCCCUUCUGGGAAGAGGUGCACAGCGCGACAGGAGAGACAACCGACCGCUAGCUAUUGAAACAGAUUCAAUACCUGACGCAUCUAUAUCUAAGUCUGCCCGCUUCGAACCUGGCUCUGACAUCACUGUACAUAAUGCUCUUGGCCUCAACAUCCCCAUGUCAUCACCGACAAACGAGUGCGCCUCGACACGUUUUAAUUCCGGUUUGGGCCGGAGCGAAAGACCGGCGGACGUGUACAGCUUGACAACAGAUGAGGAGGACAUAAUCCAGCUAAGACCUCACGCCUCUCCGUCGCUGCGAUCCAGACUUCCUCUAUCAUCAGGAUCUGAGUCCUACUACGCCGGACGGGACACAGCUGAACGCCAGAGGUCGCUGCAAAAGGCGAAAUCUCCACUCUCCUAUUCCGCCUCGUCGCUACCCCAGCCAGGUGCAGGCUGGGACUACGCCGAGACUGAAUGGUGGGGCUGGGUUGUUCUUACAGUAACUUGGUUCGUUUUUGUCAUGGGAAUGGGCUCUUGCUUCGAUGUUUGGAGCUGGGCAUGGGACGUAGGCAAGACGCCAUAUGCGCCUCCCGAGCUUGAAGACGACCCUACUCUGCCCAUUGUGGGAUACUACCCUGCGCUUAUUAUCUUGACGUGCGUUAUGGCUUGGGUGUGGGUUGUAGUCGCUUGGGUAGGCAUGAAAUACUUUCGACAUGCAAAAAUUAGUGGUGACUGACCCCAUUGAGCGUGUUCAUUGGCACACGUCUUCUUAUUUUUUUUUUUUUUUNUUUUUUUUUUUUUUUUCAGAACGCCCGUGAUGUGUUUAAUAAACACAAUAUAACAACAAUAUACAUUUUCCCCAGUCAUAUAGCAUAAGUUGGAUU